Messenger RNA from Hypanus sabinus (Atlantic stingray), 4036 nucleotides. RefSeq names its product zinc finger CCCH domain-containing protein 10-like. The transcript is spliced from 3 exons. The record is from RefSeq and is a predicted model, not a curated record. Bases 426 to 1115 code for a protein of 229 amino acids. Gene Ontology annotation, molecular function: metal ion binding. NCBI's taxonomy places the organism in Eukaryota, Metazoa, Chordata, Chondrichthyes, Myliobatiformes, Dasyatidae.
GGACUUGCGUAGAGCCUCUUUGUGUCGGAGCUGUGAGGCAAGGAGCUGAGCCGAACUGAACUGUAUUGUAUAGUUCCUUACUGAGCAUCUUGAAUGAACAGCGCUGAAUUAGACUAUAAAAUGUCAGGUACAGAUCAUGUAAUCAACACUGGUAACAACGUGACUGCUAAUAGCACUGAUAUUUGCCGAGAAGUCACGCGCAACUUCUGCACCCUUGGCAAGCGCUGCAAGUUCCGACAUCCAAAGUCUAAUAUGUUUUGAGCUUGGCCUUCUUUUUCCGAUGACCUACACCUUAAAUGGCUGGAUUCCAGUCUGCAGUGACUAACAGAAGGUUGGAUGCCAGUGAUCUGAUGUAAAUUGCAGAUAGAACUUUAUAGUUGCUUGCGUAGCGCCUUGGCUAAACAGCGCAGAAAUAAUCUAUAAAAAUGCCUGAUAACGGCACCGAGGAGGCUGGCCCCAGUACAGAUGAUAUUUGCCGCGACUUCCUGCGCAACGUCUGCAACCGCGGUAAGCGCUGCAAGUUCCGCCACCCAGACGCUAAUGAGAUGUCUACCCUUGGCCUUUUAUCUUCUGAUCUACCUGUUAAUAAAGGUGAGAUUCCGAUCUGCCACGACUAUCAAAAGGGUGACUGUCAAAGAGGGCCCAAAUGUAAAUUCCUGCACGUAAAGCGCGACGAGUAUGGUUAUGAAAACCAAGGUAUGGCGCACAGCCAAGUGUUUUCUUCCUUGGCCCGUAGAUAUGACCGCUAUGAUGACCUCUACUCUAGAGGUUAUGACGCUGACCACUACGAUGGCUACGAUGCCCACAUGAAGAGGAGGAGGAUGGAGGGCAUGGGGUUCGAAGUAUACGACUACGGUAUGCAAAAUCCAGGUGCAGCUGACUACCGAUUUCUGAAGGAAGAGAAUCUCAUGCUCCAAAAGCGUGUUGAGGAUCUCCAAAAACAGGUGUCAAAUCUGAUGGCCACCAAUGAGCUCCUUCUAGAGCAGAAUGCAAAUCUCCGCAACCAAGUGAAGAUGGGAAUGAUGACUCCCAUGACUCCCAUGACCCCCAUGACCUCCAUGACAGCUAUGACUCCCACACCCACUGCAACAGCUGGGAGAUUCACCACCCAGUGACGUGGUGAUGAUCACCUGAGAGAGGUGUGACUCUACUUUAAAUAAUUGUUUUGUCACUUCAGUAUACUAAUAAAAGAAUCUUAUGUAGUUUGUCAGAUCUGAGAAGGUUGUACUGGGACUGCUUUACAGAUGCAAAUAUGCAAAUUUACAGAUUGACCUAUAAGACCAUGAUCUCAACUGAUACUUGGCAGUUUUACAAUACCACUACUUCUAAUUUAUAAAUAGUGGUGGGAGGGGGAGUAAUAGGGGUGGACAGGGGAAGAUGGUUUAGUUGCUGUACCACUGCUAACACUGGCAGUGAAGUGACAGGAUGUAUCAGAAAAUUCUGAUAAUUGUUCAUGAUAUCUAGAGUCACUGCAAUAAACAUUAGUCAUUUUGAAUAACUUAGCUUUCUUUCUCCACCCUUCUCCCCCCCCCCCCCCCGCCCACCCACCUUAAAUAAAGAAAAAGUAAUGCGAGUAUUGUGAAAACAUUUAACCAAAAUGCAGGACGAAGUUGUUCAUCCAGUAAGCUAUUUUCUAAGUGACAUUGUGCAAAAUUCUCUGUUCAUUGACUUGGUUAUGGCCAUUUUGUGCACAAAUUUGAGAGUAUUUUCUCACCUCAGUUUUGCGCAUUUUGCUUUUCUGGAAACCUUGUGUUGCAAGAUUUAGACACAUGCUAGAUUUGGCUUUGGCAAAGCAUAGUGGCAGAUAUGUAUGAAUUAAGUGGCAAAAUUAGCCACCAAUUGAGCCACCUGUAUUGCAAAGCUUUCCAGUGUGUGUAUUGUGAGAUGCCUUGGUAUGUGUUGCAAGCUAUUACAGACUUGGGUACUGAAGGUUGUAUAAUUCUAGAUCAUUGUUAUUGUCUGAUUUAUAUUUUCCAUCUAAGUCUAGAAUACAUCCUUUAAUACACCUAUAUCGUUCAAUGUGUAGCUGGCCUCUUGUGUAUCUGUUCUAUGUGACUGACAUUUUGAAAACUAAGUUAAUCAUUUGUCAGCCAACUGAUUUUUAAUUUGGCUUAAGCCACAGGAAACAAGGCAUUUUUGAUGCUAUGUGUAGUGGGUAUUGGGUUGGUGGUCUUUUGGUCUGUAUUGUGGGUUUUUCUUUUGUGUUGGUGGGAACCCAGGACCACUGCAUGGCACAUCAUAGAUUUUUCUACUUUUCUUGCAUUGCUUUCUACUUUAAAACUCAUUUAAAAUAGCUGAGUGUAGUUUAUUAGUUGCCAUGUUUUCAUUGGACUUAGGUGAACAGAGAAUCCUGCCUGCUUUUAGUAAUUCUCUACCUAUUGUGUAUAAUUUUUAACUUUUCUGUUUUUUUCUACUGUUCUUUGGGGUGGGGGAGGGCACACUUUGGUUCCACACUGGAAAAUCCGAUCCUGCACUAACUGUUGAUUGCAGAAGGUAAAAGCCUGCAUACAUCUUGACUCUCUUCUCUCCUGUUUAAAGAAGCACCUGGUCUUCACUCAACAGGUUCAGCUGGGAAUAAUGGACAUACAGACCCCAGAACUUAUAAUUUUCCUUGCCCACAUUUCCACCCCUUUACAUGCCUGCUCAAGCUGAGAAGAUAUAGAACAGAAUUGUGAAUUGCUAGGUAUUGGUGUUGAUGGAUAUCAAGCUAAUAUUGCAGUGACCACAAAUUUUUGGAAUUUUCUUAUCUUGGAGUACAAAUCACAAAUGUUAGUUAUAUAAUUGGUAUAUGGUGCAUUAUUGUAGUUCAGUGUACAUUGGAAUCCUGUUUGUAAUAGCUGGGCAAGAUAAAUUCAACUUAUUCAUCAGACCUGCAGAAAUGACUAUUACAAGUCAGUCAUGGUUUGGUACAACAAGGAUCUUGACAGGAGUCUCCUUAUUGACAUCUGAUUGUGCACCUCUUUCAGUUCCUAAAAUCACAGUGCCCACUUGUCACUGUUGCUAUUUUUUAAGAUCCUUGCACUGAAAUGUUAAUAUUAUUCGUAAUCCUAUCUGGCCUUAGUGGUUUAGGAUUCUGGCAUUCAUCUAUCCUUUGUUUUGGCAUUUGAAUGUACUACAUGACUUUAGUGUUAUUUCAAGUUAAAGCUUAGGGUCAGCCUUUUAACGGUGAACAUUUUCUCCUCCACUCUGCACACCAAAAUCUUUUGGCAUUACCCAAGCUGCAGUUGAUUGGGAACAGGGUAGGGCAGUUGCUACUUUAUGGGUAGUCAUCAAUUAUUGUCGACCCUAACAGUCAAGUAAACUAGUGUGUCAUAAAUAAUACAUUCUCUUUUCCUGGUUAAAACUUACUGACUAGAAUGGGUAUGUCUCUACAGGUUUAAAGAUUUGGAAGAAACAAAGUAGCCAGGCUUCUUGUGGAGUAGUUCUGUGGUGAGAUUGUUUCUUCACAACACAGACCCAAUCAUUAAUCGGCUACACUUUUAAAAAAAUAUAUAAGGGAAUUUUGAUAGGUUCAAUGUAACUAUAGAGAGGUCUUCAACUUGAAUUCUGGUUUUCACUACUGGUCUUGCUAAUGAAUUUUAAUUUUUUAUUUCAGAAUUUAAUGUUUUUGAUUUUACUGUACUACCAAAACACACUGUUUCCUAAAUUGGACUUUGCAGUGAAGUGGUUAUUAAAGUGGAAUAAUGAGCACUUUGGUUGCCAUUUGGAAAUGCCAAUAAAAUGGGAAACUUAACUAUAGUUCAUCUAACGCGCUGGAAAGGUUUAAUGGUACAGUACAUGUAUAAUGUGUAUAUAUUUGAUUGCUACAUAGUUAUUUACUAUGGUUAAUGCUUUUCUAUGCGAUUACAUGUAGAGUGUUUUUUUUUCCGUCGUUAAUCGUUCAACUGAUGCAGACCUCCAGGACAACAGAACCUAUACAGUCCUAAACUAAGUGUACUUUAAUUGUAGACCUUUUAAAACAAAAAAAAAAUGUGUUCAACUUCAUUUCUAUGAAAGUUUGUUGAGUGUAUAACAAUAAAGCAAAUUUUCAUUUGUG